GUAUUAGCAGAGAACGAAAAAUAUUAGUUUUUCUUUCACAUCAUUUUGUCGCGGACGGGGAAAAUUUUUGGUCGCAGUGCGAAAUUGAUAGUUUUUUGUUUUGUGAAAUUCUAAUUGGAAAUUAACAAGAACUAAAUAAAAUCAACUAACAGUGUUGAAUGCAGAUUGUGCAUUACCACUGCUAGCGACGGCCAAAAGUAGCCGCACCGCAGACAGUUUCUGGCAAAUCGCUCACCAAAUCACAGCGCAAAACCAAAGCGAAUUUAAAUAGAGGCAACAACAAACAUGUCUUCGGUUACACAGCAUACGGGCAAUCAGCCGGUGGCGCAACAAAACGGUAAACAGCAGUCAAAUGCAGCCAAUGCCGCAGGCACAGUCGCCACCAACAACAACAUACACGACAAAGUGAGUGGCGGCGGCGGCGGCGGCGGCAAUGGGGCAGCUGGUAAUGGCGCCGGUGGUGCGAACUCCGAUACGCCAUCACAACAAAGCCCCACCAAAAAGACAGGUCUCUCGACUAAGGAGCGCGUGAUUGACAGUGUACCCUUUCCGCCGAGUCGCAAACUAACAGUGGCCGAUGUGUUUGACGCACGCACCGGUAAGCCACAACAUGACGUACUUAAACAACACUUCAUACUUGAGGGACGCAUCGAGGAGGCUGCCGCACUACGCAUCAUCCAGGAGGGUGCUACACUGUUGCGACAAGAGAAGACCAUGAUCGAUAUCGAGGCACCGGUAACAGUGUGCGGCGACAUACAUGGUCAGUUCUAUGAUUUAAUGAAAUUAUUCGAAAUCGGCGGUUCACCCGCCUCCACCAAGUAUCUCUUCCUGGGCGAUUAUGUGGAUCGAGGUUACUUUAGUAUUGAGUGUGUUUUGUAUUUGUGGUCAUUAAAAAUCACAUACCCGAAUACAUUAUUCUUACUGCGUGGCAAUCACGAAUGCCGACAUUUAACGGAGUACUUCACUUUCAAACAAGAGUGUAAGAUCAAAUACUCGGAACGUGUGUACGAUGCAUGCAUGGAUGCUUUCGACUGCUUACCACUGGCGGCACUAAUGAACCAACAAUUUCUGUGUGUCCAUGGUGGUUUGUCGCCUGAAAUACACGAAUUGGAAGAUAUACGGCGUUUGGAUAGAUUUAAGGAGCCACCAGCAUUCGGUCCCAUGUGCGAUUUGUUAUGGUCAGAUCCGUUAGAGGAUUUCGGUAAUGAGAAGAAUUCCGAUUUCUACACGCACAACUCGGUGCGUGGCUGUUCGUAUUUCUAUAGCUAUGCAGCAUGCUGUGACUUCUUACAGAAUAACAAUCUUUUAUCGAUUAUACGUGCACACGAGGCGCAGGACGCUGGAUAUCGCAUGUAUCGUAAAAGUCAAACCACUGGGUUCCCAUCGCUAAUUACCAUAUUCUCAGCACCGAAUUAUUUGGAUGUGUACAAUAACAAAGCGGCGGUGUUGAAAUAUGAAAACAAUGUAAUGAACAUUCGACAGUUCAACUGUUCUCCACAUCCUUACUGGCUUCCCAACUUCAUGGACGUAUUCACUUGGUCCUUGCCGUUCGUGGGCGAGAAAGUGACCGAGAUGCUGGUGAAUGUAUUGAAUAUUUGCUCGGACGAUGAACUCAUGACCGAGGAGAGUGAAGAGCCAUUAUCGGAUGAUGAAGCGGCGUUACGUAAGGAAGUCAUACGAAAUAAAAUACGUGCGAUCGGUAAAAUGGCGCGUGUAUUCUCCGUGUUACGUGAAGAAUCUGAAUCUGUACUGCAACUGAAGGGUCUAACACCAACUGGUGCAUUGCCUUUGGGCGCACUAUCCGGUGGCAAACAGUCGCUGAAGAAUGCGAUGCAAGGCUUCUCACCCAAUCACAAGAUCACUUCGUUUGCCGAAGCCAAGGGACUGGAUGCGGUGAACGAGCGCAUGCCGCCGCGACGCGACUCGACGCCAUCGCCAGCCGAGGAGGGACAAAAGUCGUUGUCAGCUGCCGCUGCAGCAGCGGCGAAUGCCAAUGCCAACGCCAAUGCGAAUGCAAUCAAUGGAUAAUUCUAAGUCCAUAGUGUUUUAGUAGAUAUGUAUGUCUGUAUUUAGCCUAAGUGGCCGGAUUGCAACGUUACGUUUCAUAAUAAUAUUGUGUUUGUUGUACUACGGGUAAAAUACAUAACGGAGUAAACGAGCGGUAGUUGGUCACCAGCCAAUGGUGGUCAAUAUUGAAGAAAUAAGGAAAUAUGAGCGUAACACUUACAUAAGUUAAGUAACAAUUCAAAAGUUUAGGAAUGAAAUAUCAAAAUACAACAAAUUGAAUGAAUCGUGGAGUUGUGUCAAAAGUAUAACAGAACAAGUAGAAGAUGAAGCGGAAGAAGAAGAAUAGCAAAAAAAUUAAAAUAAUUAAAAUAAAUAUUGAAUAAAACAAAGAAAAGCAGAAAAAGGAAAUGAAAAGAAAUUCAUAGAAAAUUUAAUAAAUAUCUCGUCGUUGUUAUUUCAUCUCGUCCUACUUUCGCUGCACGGUCGUACGCUAAUUUAUUUAAUAACUGUAACUAUAACUUCGCUGGCGUUGCAAAUGCAACACUGCGUUGCUGAUCCGUGUUUGAACGGUAAUAUGUUGUAUUUGAUAUAUAGUAUACCGUUAGCAUGUAAAUGCGGGCAGUUCCCACCCCACACCCUACUUGGGGCCUGUGGUUAGGAGUUUCACGUCGUGCACACACUCAUCUGGUGAUCGUUUUGUGGUCUUAUACGUGCCAUCUUCAUUAUAGUCAUACAUACAUAUGUAAUUGCUGCCUUUAUUCGUUCUGUUCGCUCGGUCAUACAUAUACAUAUACAUUUACAUAUAUAUAUUUUAUCUAAGUCAUAUAUGCAUUUUUCAAAAAUGCCUAACAAUUUAAAUGAAGAAAACAAAAAAGAAACGUAUGUACUUGUAAAGCGAUUUAUUGUAAAAAAUAUAAAUAUAUAUAUAAUUUAGUUAACAUGUAGUUAAAGUAAACGUAUGUGUACACCCGCGUCAAACUUGCAGGUAUGCUAAAACAAAAAUGAUUACAUACAUACAUACGUAGUAUAUAGUAUGUGGUAUCUAUAAGAUACAUCUGUAUACAUACAUAUAUAUUUUUUACUUUCUUGCGUUGGAGGAGUGCGCCAAUGCCAAUACUCUCGUUAUAAGAACUUUGUCCAACAAUCGCACACACACUUCUCUUCUCAGUCUGCAUAUUGCGCCUAACACACAAACACACACACACACAUACAUACACACUCUCUAUCUCUCUCUCUAACUAUCUAACUAUCUGUCUCAAUUACUUAGACCGAGCCGAAAAAGAAUCUCGAAAUAAUCAUAAAGCUUAGCAAUUUUUAUUUUGGUAUUUUUAUAAUGAUUACCUGUUAAUCUAUUGAUGAUCUACAAGUUAAUAUUUACAAAUAUGCAUAAUAUGAAUAAAAAAAAAAGAAAUCAAUGAAUGAUUGUUAAACAAAUUGUGUGAAGUACGCAUUCAAAUUGUUUAGUUAAUUGUUAAUCAAUGAAUAGACUAUCAUUUUUUGUUUUUGUAUUUUAUAUAUAUAUAUAUGUAUAUUUUUUUUUGUUUCUUUCCUUUCUAGAUCUAUUAAGCGAAAUGUAACUAUCUACUAUAAAGAAUUUAAUGAAAUUUUUCUUAAAUAAUAUUACAUUUACUUAUAACUGAAAUGUGAAUUUACAAUUAAGAUUAAAGCUAAAUAAAUAAAUAAAUAAAUAAAAUUAAUUAAAAUAAAAUAAAUAAAUACUAAAUAAAUAAGUUAAAUACAAAACCACAAAAAAAAGCAAAAAAAAAUAUAUGCAAAACAAAGAACAAUUGUUGCAACUAUCAACGCAAUCAGCAAAGCAAAUGCUAAGUUAAAAUAAAACCAAAUACAUGCAUACAUACUUUUUCAUUAAUUCAUAAUUAUUAAAUAUAAAAUAAUAUAUAAAACUUAUAGCAAUUUGAAGUACUUUACAUUAUAGAAAUACGUACGUACAUAUAACUUUAAAUAUCGCCCAAAGUACAGCAAAAGAUAAACAACAGUUGAAACCAUUGCACGAACACACAAAAUUAAUCAGAGAAGAGCAUCGAAGCGCUGCAAGUUUAGGUCAAGUCAAGUUUCAAACAAAAUGCAAUAAUAUGCCAGGCGUGUCUGCUUUUUCGCAAAUUUAUUAUUAGAUAUUUAUUUGUAUAUAUAUUCUGUCAAAUAUUUGCUGAUAUAUGGUUAUCGUUUAUCGGAAAUUAAUUAUUGUUUACAAAUCUUUCAAGCGCUUAACAGUUAAUUUAAUUAAACAUUUUUAAGUUAAACGAUUUAUGAGCAACUUUAAAUUUGUUUUGAGCGCUUGAGAGUAAAUUGAUUGAUGACACACACAAUAUUUGAUCGAAUGCUUGAUAAAGAGUGUGGCCUCAAAUCAAUGUACGGUAACUGAUGUACUUGGUAUUAGGCUGCGAUCGAUGAUUGUUGAUAAGACAAAUUAAUAAAUUUGCUGAAGGCCUCGAAAAAUAAAAAUCUCAAUUAUUUGUAGUAUUAAUGGUUUUAUUAACUAAAAAUAUGUAAAGAAAAAUUUUUGAUUUCUUGAGAAUUUGAUUUUCAAAUUUCAGAGAUGAAAAGCUCGAGAGUAAAUAAUUAACGAAUUCUAACUGAUCUACUUCGCUCACUAGAAUCAUGUUAAAUGAUAAAAGUGUGAAAUAAAAUCAGUUAAUUUGAAGAUCGAAAAAUUUAUAAAGGAAAACUUUAAGAAAUGGUUAGAGAACAGAGCUAAAAUUUGUUGAAAUCAUACUUUUGUUUGAAAGUAUAAGUUUCAAGCAUGAACUGUUAAAUAUCCAUAUAAAUAUUAUAAAAUGAAGACGCUUAGGAGCCAUUACUAUACUAUUAACAGAUCGAAACUUAAAUACUUCUGUCUUUGACCCUGCUGUAGGUAGAGGCCCUACUCUAUACGGUUAAAAAUCAAUAUAAAUGAUGUAAAAUCAGGACGAUAUAGCUAUUAUAUAUCACAGAAUAUGAUCCUUUCCUCGAAAGUCAAAACUCUAAAUUUUUCGAAAGUUUCAUUAUAAUUUUUUAAUUUAAUUAAUUAAAUUUUUAAAUUUUUUUUUCAAACAUAUUUUUAAUGCAUUAAUAUUUUUUUCACAAAGCAGACGAAGCAAAGCGAAAAGCAAAAUAAAAUCGUAAAGACUCUAUUUAAAAAGCGUAAAGCAGCUGUGAAAGUCUCUAUAGUAAAGCAACAACAAACAAAUUGAAAACACAUGAUAUCAAAAUAUAUAACAUACGUAUACUAUAUAACAAAUAUACAUAUUAGGAAAUUAUUAUGAAAAAGUGUGUAUACACCAGAGAUUGUUGCGAAGAAAGUCGCUUACGAAUCAAGCUUAGCGUAAAAAACUUACAUAGAAAAAAAGGCUAGUUUGAGUGAGCGAAUUCAUAGUAGAUACGAGUAUAUUGUGAGUGCAAGCGGUAUGAGUACGCCAGCAUAGAAAAACAAAAUUGCAAAUUAGCAGAGAGCACAUCUUCAUUUCUAGAUAAAUCUUAAAAAUUUUUCAAUUUUAUUGUAAAAGUUACAUAUUAAUUACGUAUAUCGUAAAAAACAAAAAAUAAAUAAAAACAAC
Messenger RNA from Zeugodacus cucurbitae (melon fly), 5561 nucleotides. It is a transcript of the gene CanA-14F, whose product is annotated as serine/threonine-protein phosphatase 2B catalytic subunit 3. Gene Ontology annotation, biological process: calcineurin-mediated signaling. Gene Ontology annotation, molecular function: calmodulin binding; calmodulin-dependent protein phosphatase activity. The coding region runs from base 286 to 2028 and encodes 580 amino acids. The record is from RefSeq and is a predicted model, not a curated record. Lineage: Eukaryota; Metazoa; Arthropoda; Insecta; Diptera; Tephritidae. The transcript is spliced from 2 exons. Gene Ontology annotation, cellular component: cytoplasm; calcineurin complex.